AUUCUGAACUGAACAUACAGAUGUAUUCAGUCCUGGGAUCUGACUUUGAUUGAAAGACGAGAGAGACUUAGCGCAACGAUGUUAGGCUGCUUCUUUUUGUUUUUUCAACUUGUUUGUUAUAUUUUAAUUGGCGGCGCGACAGCAUCAAAACCAUUGUCUAUUUUACUGAUAGAGCCUGUUUUAUCUCCAAGCCAUCAUGUCUGGACGAUGCAUUUAAUUAAAGGAUUGCUUCGCAAAGGUCAUCAUGUACACGCGGUGAGCAUACACAAGCCUAUGGUCGAGGGUAAACUUGCGCAGAACUUGACAUACGACGCUUUUGAUGAAGUGAUGAAAAGUUAUGAAGCGAACGAAGAUUAUAACCCGGCUGAGUGGGAAACUUACAGCACAUUUUACAUGACGUAUUUCAUAUAUGAAUGGGGUAUUGAAUCAUGUAAAGCAAUAAUAAAAUCUAAAGAAGCGAAAAAACUUUUGGAAAUGAUUAAGACUGUUGAGUUUGACGUUAUAGUACAUGACAUUACUGUGGAUCAAUGCUUCUAUGGAUUGUGGGAGGUUGCUAAAAAUAAACCACCCGUAGUAGGGUAUGUUCCGUUCGGUCCUGCACCUUGGCUGAAAGAUUAUAUCGGUGGUCCAAAUUAUCCGACUGUUCGACCUUAUCCUGCAACCUUUACGAAACCCGUAAGUUUGUGGCAGAGAACAUGCAAUACUGUAUAUUACAUUUCGAACGAUGUUUUACGAUAUUACUAUUACUUGCCAACUCUUCAACGACUUGCUGAAGAAUUCAUGGGCCACCCUAUUAGGCCAUUACGUGAAAUAGAAAAAGAUAGAAUUAAUAUGUUACUACUUAAUACUCAUUCCGCAUUCGAGUCUGGAAUUCCCUUGCCGCCAAACGCCCUAGAGAUUGCAGGAUUGAAUGCUCAGACCGUAGAACCAAUUGCUGGUGAGGUAGUUGAAAAGCUUCCUGAGGAUAUACGUGUAUUCCUUGAUGGAGCAAAGGACGGUGCUAUCGUAAUAUCGUUAGGAACAAAUGUAAAAUGGAAAACUCUUGGGCUAGACAAGAUCAAUGCUGUUAUAAUGGCUGUGUCAAAACUGAAACAACGAGUGGUGUGGAAGCUGGACAUUGAAGUGCCAUUUGAAAUACCGAAAAAUUUAAUGAUUGUGAAAUGGAUACCACAAAACGAUGUUCUAUCUCAUAAAAAUAUGAGAGCAGUUUGGACGCAUGGUGGUCUUCUUAGCACGCAGGAAGCCGUUUGGAAAGGUUUACCAAUGAUCGUAAUGCCCUUCUUUAUGGAUCAAAAAUCUAAUGCACAAAUAUUAGUAUCUAAAGGCGUUGCCAUACAUUUGGAUGUUAAAAUUUUAUCUCUACAGAGUGUGUCGCACGCAUUUCAAGAAAUAAUUUACAAUGAAAGUUAUACAAGAAACAUGAAACAAUUAUCCAGUGAAUACCGGGAUCGGCCAAUAUCACCGUUAGAAUUAGCUAUUUGGAGUAUCGAAUACAGUGUCCGUCAUCCUAAUGGAAGUUUAGCAACGCCGCUUAGAUCGCAGAGCUGGGUGGAACAAAAUCAAAUUGACGUUUAUGCAUUUUUAUUCCUUAUUCUUAUCAUAAUAUUGUUUAGUAUAUUUUUUGUAAUAAAAACACUGAUUAGUUUUUGUUGUAAUCGUAUAUUCACCCGAUCAAAUGUAAGUAAAAGAAAACUUGAAUAAGCCAUUAAAAUAUAUUUAGAUAUCGUAUGUAGUUUGUUGUCACUAUUAAUAAAACAAUUUUAAUCAUU
This is a messenger RNA of Solenopsis invicta (red fire ant), 1769 nucleotides long. RefSeq names its product UDP-glycosyltransferase UGT5-like. The transcript is spliced from 6 exons. Gene Ontology annotation, molecular function: UDP-glycosyltransferase activity. The record is from RefSeq and is a predicted model, not a curated record. Lineage: Eukaryota; Metazoa; Arthropoda; Insecta; Hymenoptera; Formicidae. The coding region runs from base 79 to 1701 and encodes 540 amino acids.